Messenger RNA from Mesorhabditis spiculigera, 426 nucleotides. Lineage: Eukaryota; Metazoa; Nematoda; Chromadorea; Rhabditida; Rhabditidae. The record is from the annotation of a GenBank genome assembly.
AUGUUUAGCCAGGGCAAAGAAGCACUAAUGCGGAAGCGCGACUCUCAAGCCGGUAUACGCUUGGAGCCGUUGACAAAGAAGUUGAGCGACGGUAUCAAGACUGGAGAAAACGAGAAGAAGGAAAAACGAAAUAAAUCAGCUGAUACUAGACGGAAAGAACGCCGAGAAAUCUUCGCAAACGACUCUGGCAAAUCAUCAAAAGAGGCGGAUCAAGAAGUGAAGAAAAUCAUCUCGCGACCGUUUGCAGAUCAAAUAGAGGGCCGAGGCCGUGCAAUGAGCUAUGGCAACACCGCGUUCCGUCGUAGUUCACCGAGUUUCGACUCGAGAGCCCCACCACUACGACGUAGCAAUGCCCUCUAUGGAGCGAUGGCUGCGAAAAAACUGACCCGCCAACGGACGGCCAGUCACGCCGAGCGGAGAAGUAUG